Labeo rohita (rohu) is the source of this 1636-nucleotide messenger RNA. RefSeq names its product deoxynucleoside triphosphate triphosphohydrolase SAMHD1-like. Gene Ontology annotation, molecular function: dGTPase activity. NCBI's taxonomy places the organism in Eukaryota, Metazoa, Chordata, Actinopteri, Cypriniformes, Cyprinidae. The transcript is spliced from 16 exons. Gene Ontology annotation, biological process: regulation of innate immune response; defense response to virus; dGTP catabolic process. Gene Ontology annotation, cellular component: nucleus. The record is from RefSeq and is a predicted model, not a curated record. The annotation marks the transcript as partial.
UGGAAUGUUGUGGGAGACUGUGAAAGAUAAAUCCUCAGACGACUUGAAGAAAUGUUCAUUGGACUUUCCAAAUGAACACAUGAAGAUCUUCAAUGACCCCAUUCACGGACACAUUGAGCUGCACCCCCUGCUGGUGAAGAUCAUUGACACUCCUCAGUUUCAGAGACUGAGACACAUCAAACAGCUGGGAGGGAAAUACCUGGUCUAUCCUGGUGCUUCUCACAAUCGCUUUGAACACUCUCUUGGUGUGGCGUAUUUAGCAGGACGUCUAGUCAAAAUUCUUCAUGACAAUCAGCCAGAACUCAAAAUUACCAAACAGGAUUUCCUGUGUGUUCAGAUCGCCGGUCUGUGUCACGACUUGGGUCAUGGCCCAUUUUCUCAUCUUUUUGAUGGUAUGUUUAUCCCUGAAGCCAUAAAAGAAAAACAACUAAGAGGCUUGUCUGAUGACAUCCCCCAAAACUGGAAGCAUGAACAGAUGUCAGUUAAAAUGUUCAAACACAUUGUGGAAACACUGAAGAAAAAGAAUAAAGACGUGUUGAAAGAACAUGGGCUAAAUGAUAAAGAUGUCCUAUUCAUUGAAGAGUUAAUCGAAGGAGCUUCGACUAAGGGUAGAGGUGAAGACAAAUCCUUCCUGUAUGAGAUUGUGGCAAAUAAACUGAACGGCAUUGAUGUGGACAAAUGGGACUAUUUUGCACGAGACUGUCAUCACCUGGGCAUUCAAAACAGCUUUGACCAUCUACGUCUGAUGAAGUUUGCUCGAGUCUGUAAAGUGAAAGACAAAAUGAAUGAUAACUGCUGGAGAUAUCACAUCUGCUUCAGAGACAAGGAGGCUGAUAAUAUUAAUGAGAUGUUUCGCACUCGAUACACUCUCCAUCGCCAGGCCUACCAGCACAAGAUUGGCAACAUCAUCGAAAUCCAAUUUUCAAAAGCCCUCAUAGAAGCUGAUCGUGACCUUCAUAAAGACAAACCAGAGGAUAUGUUCACAAUUUCUGCAGCCAUAAAAAAUGUUGCUGAAUACACCAAGCUCACAGAUGGGAUCUUCGAGCAGAUCUUGUCCUCCAGUUCUCCUUACCUGAAGAACGCUCAAAACACAUUAAAUAGGAUUUUUUUAAGUAGAGAACUGCCAAAGUUUGUGGGAGAAGCUCGGAUAAUGGAAGAAAACAAAUACAAGAUAACUCUUCGCCAAAGAAGCAGCAAAACAAAAAUGCUGGAAAAGCUGAACAAAACAUGGAAAGAGGCAGUGGAGAAGUACAACGGUACUAACCCUGCUGUUCCUCUGAAUGCUGACCAUUUCUCAAUUUAUGUGGUUGAUCUAGAUCAUGGGAUGAAGGGCAAAAAAACAUUUAGCAACAUUUAUUUCUACAGCAAAAGGGACAACAAAAAUGCCUCAUGUAUUGAAGAUUAUCAGGUGUCCAGUUUGCUGCCAGAUAACUUCAGUGAAGAGCUUGUUAGGGUGUACUGUGACACCACUGAUGGGAAAGUUGUGGAGGAGGCUGAGAAGUGCUUUAAGGAGUGGUGCAAAUCAAACUUUGGGCUCACUUGCAAUAUCAUUUUCUAUGAAGACAAGUUCUUCCAGGGCAAUCACUACAAGUGUAGUUGUGACCAUCCUAAUUUGAAUGUGUCCCAACUGAAGUGC